AUGGCGCCCUCGGCAGAUAACCACGGCCGGUCGCAUAGUCUUUUGCUCUUUCAAAAACUGCUCAACUUGAGAGACAGCGCGAGUCCCUUGACACUUGUUCUGGACAGUCUCGAGCAGGGCGCCGCACCUGUUUUGCGCGAGUUCGUCUCCAGAGCUAAAAUUGCGAAAGCAAAAGUCGUGCUCCUUUCGUUUGCAACCCUCAAACGACCACGAGAUGUCGAUGUCGUCGUCAAAGGCCGUGGUAAGAAUCUGAAAGCUCUCAGAGCAGAGAUCUUGUCACAUUAUCCCAAGCCAGCUGCGGCAGCAACCAAGGGGGCACCUCCAUCACAAAAAACAGUCAUAUUGGUUGACUCACUCAACGACCUCGCCACGGCAGCGCCGCAAUUUGUUCCGACGUUCCUCUCUAGUAUCAUUAUGCCUUCAGUGUCCCUGGUCGCCGUCUACCACACCGACGUGCCCCUCGCCCUCCCGCGGACUGUGAGCGAGUAUGAGCCUCACCCGCUAACCAUCCUCACGCACCUUGCCACUUCCAUCCUCCGGCUUUCUAGUCUGCGUCAGGAAAUUGAGCGCCAAAGAGCGAGAAACAGGAGUUUGCAGGAGCCGGAGUGGGGACUAGGUGAGGAGAGAGAGGGUGUGUUGAUCGGCCUUAAGGGCGAGACCAAGUCUGAGGAUUAUCGUGGUGUUGUGGUAGAAAUGGAGGUUAGAAGAAGGAGUGGACGAGCCAUGGCGGAAAAGUUCGUCCUGUUGCCUCUGGCAGGCUCCUCCGCUAGCCUCGGGAAGACGUCGAAGGUGUUUCUCCUCUCGGAGCACCCUGUGUUUGCCACCCCUGGGGGCUCCGGUGAGGCGAAUGCCGGUGCUGGGGAGGACGAAGAGCCUGAGAGCACAUUCAAUUUGGGUCUCACAGAGAAGCAAAGGCGAGAUAGAGAGGGUAUUGUGCUGCCUUACUUUGAUGCGCAGACAGACAUAGGAGCUGGAGAAGGUGGCAGAAUUCUCUAUGAGAUGGGCAGGGAGGAUGACUUUGAUGACGAGGAGGAUGAGAUUUAG
Colletotrichum truncatum is the source of this 1044-nucleotide messenger RNA. Its product is annotated as Elongator complex protein 5. Gene Ontology annotation, molecular function: tRNA binding. Gene Ontology annotation, biological process: tRNA wobble uridine modification. Gene Ontology annotation, cellular component: nucleus; elongator holoenzyme complex; cytosol. The record is from RefSeq and is a predicted model, not a curated record. NCBI's taxonomy places the organism in Eukaryota, Fungi, Ascomycota, Sordariomycetes, Glomerellales, Glomerellaceae.